Aspergillus steynii IBT 23096 is the source of this 1716-nucleotide messenger RNA. RefSeq lists its product as uncharacterized. Lineage: Eukaryota; Fungi; Ascomycota; Eurotiomycetes; Eurotiales; Aspergillaceae. The transcript has 9 exons. The record is from RefSeq and is a predicted model, not a curated record. Bases 162 to 1262 code for a protein of 366 amino acids.
CGGCGAUUCGAGCCUUCUGCAAGGUUAUUUCAAAUUUAUCCAAGUCGUCCACCAAGCGACAUAGUGCUUACUUAGGGGGGAGCCUCCCAUCUUAUCUGUCUUCUACUCCGUAUUUUCUCUUUGUCCUCCAUCGAUUUUCGCCUGCCGCCACGCAUGUCAUCAUGCAUCCGCGCCUUUUGCUUUCCCGGGGAGACGACCUUCCUACCCGGAAGGCUGCCGUCUACGGCGUUGGCAUUGGCUUCAUGGCGUUUAUUUCGAUUGUGAUAGCUCUGCGCUUAUGGGUCCGCAUCUUCAUGUUGCGUGCAAUGGGGACAGAUGACGUGUUGAUGGUAGUGGGAACUCUCCUCACUUUUGGGUUAACAAUUACCACUAUGAUUGGAACUCAAUAUGGCAUCGGAAAACAUCUUUCUGAUAUCAACCUGGAGGACUACGAGGCCUUGUUCAAGUCGGUCUGGGCCACUCGUAUUCUUUACACUGUGGGCAUGGGAUUUGUGAAAAUGUCUCUGCUUUGGUUCUUCCUCCGUCUUGACCAGCGUUGGUGGAUGAGAUGGUCGGUGUUUUUUGUGAUGUUCAUUGUGGUGGGAUUAUCCUUCGCAAGCUUUGUGGGGUCCAUUGUCUCCUGUACUCCGCCGUCGAAGUUUUGGGAUGUGACGGGUGAAAGGCCGGGGCAUUGCAUGUCACCCGGGCCACAGCAGGACUUUUAUGAGGUCAACGGCAUCUUGAACAUUGUAACGGAUAUCCUCAUCUGGCUCUUGCCCAUCCCGAUGCUGUGGCAGCUUCACAUCACCCUGGUAGCUGCCAUUUUUGGUGUGUUUUCAAUAGGUAUUCUAGCUCUUUCAGCUGCAUGUGUUCGCUACAAUUUUGUGCUCGACCUGGAAGGCAAUAAAGAUCAAUUCUAUCCUCUAGCUGAUUCGCUCAAUUGGUGCACUAUCGAGGUCUACGUCGCAAUUUUCUGCGGCUCGGCCCCAUCCCUCUCCGUCCUGAUCAAAACCUACGCACCGCGCGUCUUCGGUACCUCCAAAGCUCAAAACUACGCCAGCGGCACGCCCACUCCCGGACACAACCUCGCUAAUAAACUGCCCAAAACCAGUCGACACCGACGUUUAGAAGAGACGACGGGGCUGGGUAGUCAGGAUGCGAUCGUGCUGAACGAGCGAGAGCCGGAUGGCAUCACGCUGAAGACCGAUAUCCACAUGGAAGUUACAGAUGGGAAUGGCGCUUAUGUCAGGGAGACGUACAGUGACUUCACACGAAGGGCGUGAAGGUCCGGGUUUUCAAUUUGGACAACCCCUUGGUUUCAGUUCAUACACCUUUUCGGAAUACUGAAGCCUAGAUACAGCGAUUCGAUUUGACGUCCGAAUUUAUUGGGGUGUCAGGGUGGACCAUUAUCCGACCCGUUUCCGCUCUUUAUCCGCCGUCAUGUUGGAGUCAGUCGACAAUGUCUGGUCGCAGGAUCGAGUAUCAACUGGUCAACGUCACCGUCACGCUUUUCGAGCAGGGUUUGGCAUCUUGCCGGCAUGGCGACCAAGCUAGACACCCGCCUGAUCCACAAGCAAUCGAUUAACGCUCUUGUCCAAUGCGCCGCGACGGAUGCACUUCCUUGGCUAUCGGUAUGGUCUCUUAUCAAAUGGCUAACUGUUAGCGAAUCGCUCAAACAGCUACGCCACCUAAGGAAACGAGCUUGCACGUCUCAUUUACUCAUCUACCCUUUUAGAU